Molecule: messenger RNA, 1686 nt
Organism: Cladophialophora psammophila CBS 110553
Lineage: Eukaryota; Fungi; Ascomycota; Eurotiomycetes; Chaetothyriales; Herpotrichiellaceae
Exons: 3
Coding region: 1-1686 (561 amino acids)
Biological process (GO): positive regulation of transcription by RNA polymerase II
Cellular component (GO): nucleus
Molecular function (GO): DNA-binding transcription factor activity; transcription cis-regulatory region binding
Source: RefSeq, a predicted model, not a curated record
AUGACUACGGCUAAUAACGCGCCAACGGCACCAUCUUGGCAAGAGCGUAGUUGGCCCUCGUUUCAACAUGGCCGGUUGUUCGACUUUACGGACGUUGAUUUCGAUGUCAAUAGUUUCGUUGACGAUGGUAAUAUCAGUUUCAAUGUGCCUACCGACUUGAGUUCCCUCGCCAAUACCUCAUCAAACCACCUUUUGGAAGACAACGAAAUUCAUGUGGUCUCGUCGAUAAAUGCAACAAAUACCGAUUUACCAAAGGAAAAAUCGCCAAACUUGUCCGACCUGAUUAUUUCACCAAAUUACACGCUACAGUAUUUCGAGGAGAUUGAGAACGAACGAAAGAGCGUACCCCAGUUAUCGGAGACGUUGCAGAGCUCGAUUGCUUCUACGCCCGGCCAGCCAAGCCAGCGAGCUGAUGAUCCUGAAAACCUCAAUGUCCUUCACAAGGAGCCCGUGCCAUGGUCGGACACUCCGGAGAUGGUAAAGCAACUUUUCGACAAUCAUCUUUGGAAUGUUCUUUCUAUCAAGGACGAUCGGACCACGAAUCCAUGGCGAAUUUAUGUGUGGCCGAUUGCUGGAAGGCUUGUUCGAGACGCUCUCGACAAACAUCGGACUACGAGGCUAACAGGCAACGAAAUGUACCGUCUGAACUUUCUGGCACGCACCUGGAUGUAUAAGGAUGUCAUGAUUCGCUUGACAACCUCAGAUGAUGACGAAUCUGUUGAUCUGGAGACCAUGACAGCCUGUACGCAGCUUUAUCCUUUGCCAGAGGAACAGCAGCUCGAUCCACUUCUUGGUUGUGCUACCACGCUAUUCCCGUUGAUUGGACGGCUAACCGAUAUCAUUAAGUCUGUUCGACGAAGAACCGAAAAACAUAACUCCCCAUCCAUUAUCUCCAAAGGCGCGGAACUACGGAUGGCAAUCGAGGGUUGGAGUCCUUCUUUUGAUCCACAGCGGCCAGAAGGCCUUAGUACGCCUCACAUCUCCGAUGUCAUACAGACGGCUGAGGCACAUCGCUGGGCAGCGCUGUUGCUACUUCGGCAAGCCGUACCAGAACUCCCAUGGGCUCAUUCGAUCUGGGAACUGGCAGAGAAAGUUUCAAUCUACCUUGCAACAACGCCCGUCACAUCUCGAACAAUGAUCAUACAGACAUUCCCUCUCAUGGCCAUUGGCGGUGAGGCUUUUGAUCAAGAAGAUCGCAACUGGGUAUGCGAGAGGUGGGAUUUCAUGUCCAAGCGCAUGCCACUUGCGAGACUGGACAAAUGCAAGAGAGUCACAAAGGAGGUCUGGCGGAGGAGGGAUGUAUUUGAAGCACAAUCCGGAACAUGCCCUAGCUGUGGCGCUUACCGACUUACUAGCUCGUCAAGAAUCAGUCCUACCAUGGAUACGACUACUGCCUUGAUAGAUACCGCCGACUUAUCUGUUGCAUCAUCAUUGAAGAAGUCCGAGGAAGGAAGCAGACGCUGCCAAUGCAGCACCGCGGCGGCAACAAGGAUCACUACGGCGCCAGCGUCCAAUUUUCCAGACUCUUUGGCUUUCAAAAAGGGAGUGGACAACAUCACUAGGGCAGGCAAUCUGCAUUACACAGUGAGAGGGGAUUUGCACCGGUUGGAAGUCAUGAAAGAUUGGAACUGGGAAGGUGAGUUCCACAGUCGUGCUUGGGUGAAGAAUGUGAUCCCGAUAUUGUGA